Messenger RNA from Labrus bergylta (ballan wrasse), 1396 nucleotides. It is a transcript of the gene lrrc18b, whose product is annotated as leucine rich repeat containing 18b. Lineage: Eukaryota; Metazoa; Chordata; Actinopteri; Labriformes; Labridae. Gene Ontology annotation, molecular function: protein binding. The record is from RefSeq and is a predicted model, not a curated record.
AACACUGCGCAACAUGUCGGCUCUUUCUUUCUACAAAUCUACACAUGUAGUACUUUUUAUGGAAUUCUCUUGAUACAGAGUUUACUUUCAGAUUAGAUUUUGUAUCUCAUUUAGUGUCUUUCCAUUUUCCUCCCUGUGCCGGAUUAAAGGGAGUGGAUUGUUAAUGCAGCAGCAUGGCCAAGGGAAAGAAAGCCACACAGACUAAAAGUAAGACUAUCACGUUGAAAAUGGCACAGGACUGCGUGAAGCUGGCAAUGGAUGGCAAACGUAGUCUGGACCUGAGUUUUAAGGAGAUCAGCACGGUGCCUACGUGUAUCCAGAAGCUGUUUGAGAUGGACGAGCUGAACCUGAGCAGGAACUUCAUCAGAAAAGUCCCGGACUUCACUGACAAUUUCAUCAGAAUCCAAGUUCUGGAUCUGCACAGCAACUAUCUGGAGGCGCUCCCUGUGACAAUCGGUCGUCUGCAGAGCCUCCUGAUUUUGAACCUGUGUAACAACCGUCUGACGAGCCUCCCCAAUGAGCUCGGCUUCCUGGUGAAGCUCCGCACACUCAACCUGGGGCUCAACCUGCUGGACGCCCUCCCUGCCUCCCUCGCAGGAUUAAAAGAGCUCCGUCACAUUGGCCUCUCGGACAACAGAUUCACCCGCUUCCCUGGCUGCCUGUCCAGGCUGACAAAUCUGGAGAGGGUCAACCUAGACAGAAACCCCUUCCUCACUGAGAAAACAGACAGCCAGGAUUCCAUGAACACCGAGAGAAUGUGCAUGGUGAAGGAGAGCUUCCUUUGUGAGGACUGCCUCAAUAAGUUCCAUACCGAGAGGAGGAUGCUAGAGGACGUGGAAAGGGAUGAGCCUGAACCAAAAGUGGUCCUGACUUGAAUGGAAACAAGUAGAGCUCAAUCUCUAUGUGAAGAACACAAAAUAUUCUUUGCAUUUACAUUAAAACGAUUAAUAAAUACUCCAUAAUUUCAAGCUAAAGAAUUGCAAGAUAACACUGUUUUCUGAACUUUUUACUCUAAAGUCGUUUUAGCUGCUGAUGUCAGAAGACUUUAGGCUACCUUGUGAAGCCAGUAGGAACCGGUGUUAUAAAACUUCUAAACUAAAUAUAUAUUAACUCAGUAACUGGUAUUAAUUGGAGUGUUAUUCAGCUUGUGAACUCAUUAUUUUUCAUUGGUAUUUUCCUGUUUGUCCACAUUAUAACUUACAGGGCAUGUAAGACUUCAAACAAAAUACACAAUACAGUUUCCGAUAAAAAAAACUACAUUUCCAGCGGUGACUGUGCCCAACCUGUAGUUUCUCUUAAGUGAUUUCCUCUUUAAGAUGUUUGAUAGGCAGCUCUAAGUCUGUAGGGAGUUCAGUUGAGAGUCUUGGGUUCAAGUCCCAGUGCAGACCCUGUCUGG